Molecule: messenger RNA, 2499 nt
Organism: Olea europaea var. sylvestris
Lineage: Eukaryota; Viridiplantae; Streptophyta; Magnoliopsida; Lamiales; Oleaceae
Product: heterogeneous nuclear ribonucleoprotein 1-like
Exons: 5
Coding region: 453-1883 (476 amino acids)
Molecular function (GO): RNA binding
Source: RefSeq, a predicted model, not a curated record
AUCUGCUAUUAUCUACCUUAGGCUCCUCUAAAUAUUCUUUGAAGGAUUGCUCAACACGACCAAUCUCUCUCUCUCUCUCUGCAAAGGAAUUCCAUUUCUUUUGAUUCAAUUUGAAAGAAGUGGAAUAUCCAGAAAGGAAUUUCUUCUGAUUCAAUUUGAAAGGGUGGAAUAAAUUAAAAAAAAAAAAGAAAAAAAAAAAAAAGAAAGGAAGAGAAGGAGUAUCGCAGAGACAAACCAAAGAAAGGUUGAGCACGUCCUCUAUUCCCAUUUUUGGAUAUUCAUCUUCUUAGAUCUUAGCUUCAUUCAAUUUUUGCCUUCUUGGCUUCCCUUUAAUGGAUUGUAAGAUUGAAGCUUGAAUGUGGAAAGAAGGAUCGAAUGAAUUCAAACUAAAUCCAGCAUUUCCCAUAAUCACUGUCUUAUUGGUUCCUGCUUGAUUUUUCUGUAUAGGAAACAUGGAGUCAGAUCAAGGUAAACUAUUUAUUGGCGGGAUUUCCUGGAACACAGAUGAGGAUCGUCUUAAAGAAUAUUUUGGUGCAUACGGAGAAGUCAUACAGGCAGUGAUCAUGAAAGAUCGUAUCACUGGCCGUGCUCGUGGCUUUGGUUUUGUGGUCUUUGCUGACCCUGCAGUUGCUCAAAGAGUGGUUAAGGAAAAGCAUACCAUUGAUGGACGAACCGUGGAAGCAAAAAAAGCUGUUCCAAGGGAUGAUCAACACUUGGUAAAUAGAAACAGUAGUAGCACUCAAGAAUCACCAGGUUCUGGACGAACUAAAAAGAUUUUUGUAGGAGGCCUAGCAUCGACCGUAACUGAAAGUGACUUUAAAAAUUACUUUGAUCAAUUUGGUACCAUAGUGGAUGUUGUAGUGAUGUAUGACCACAACACUCAAAGGCCAAGAGGUUUCGGAUUUAUAACAUAUGAUUCCGAGGAUGCAGUGGAUAGAGCAUUGCACAAGAAUUUUCAUGAACUCAAUGGUAAGAUGAUUGAGGUAAAGAGGGCUGUACCGAAAGAAUUUUCUCCGGGGCCCAACCGAAGUGCCCUUGUUGGGUACAAUUACGGUUUAAAUAGAGCCAACAACUUACUGAAUAGCUUUUCCCCGGGAUAUAAUCUGAACUCUCUUGGAGCCUAUGGUGUUGGGGUGGAUGGGAGGUAUAAUCCACUUGCUAGUUCUCGUUCCGGGUUUUCACUUUUAGGUUCUCGUGCAUAUGGAAUGGGCGUCAAUAUGGAUCAAGGAUUGAAUGCUGUGCUUGGAGGGGGUUCAAACUUCAGCAGAAAUCUUGGUUACGGGCACAUUCUAAACCCCUAUUUUGGUAAUAAUCAAAGCAGGUACAAUGUUCCCAUUGGUUAUAGCACAGGUAGUAGUCGAGGUGAUUCCACUUACAAUAUGUCAUCCAGAAAUUUGUGGGGAAAUAGUGCCCUUAAUACUUCUACAACUAAUGGUAGCUCUGGUUCAUACUUUGGUUCGGGAAGUGGCGGCUUUGGAGUCUUUGGAAAUAAUGGUGCAAACUGGGGAACUGCUCAUAUUGCUGCGUCACUUGGGGGGAGUUCUUCUGGCUUCUCUGAUGGGAAUGUUGGCUAUAGAGGUGGAGAAAACAGUUAUGCAAUUGGAACUGGAGGAUAUGGGAGGAACAGUGGCACAGUUGUGCCCACAGCAUCUUCAUUUGCCACAUCUAGUGGAAAUUACGAAGGAUCUUACGGAGAUUUUUACCGUAGUGGAUCAGUGCACGGGGAUCCAACAUGGCAAACAAUGUCUUCUGAGCUAGAAAAUUCGGGUUCAUUUCGUUAUGGACUGGGAAAUUCAGAAGAUGUCUCUGUCAAUGAUUCUGAUGAUUUUGGGGUUGGCUAUAAUAUUGCAAGUAGACAAUCCACUAAAGGAAUUGCUGCAUAGGAAGCAUCAGAAUUUAAAUAGCUACAGAUAAUUUGGAGAAGAGGCUUCAGAAAACACUUGGAUUGUGAACUUCGUAUGUAGCCCUCAUAUAUAUACAUACCUCAGCAUAUAAUGAUGUCAUUACACGCAGCAAACAGGGGUUGGUUCAGAGUAGAUGCUUUCACAGAGAGCGGUGUCUAAUGAUGUCGUGAAGAUUUUAGGUUUAAUUUCUAUAAAUUACCCAGGUUCUUUUGUCAAUUUAGACUGAGAUGUAAAUCAGAUUGCGGGAUACACUUUGGAGAAUCCAUUCUAGUUAAUUUGUUGUGCUCCUCUUCAACAAGAUAGUACCACUGGUAAAGCAUAAAAAAGAUGGAGAAUUCUUUUUUGUAUUCUUUUUCUUGUUUACUUUUCGCCAACUUUGAUUAGUGGCGAACUUUUGAUUUUAUAUUUUUCUAGGAUUUGCAUUUUAAUCAAAUUGUAUGUGAGGUUGAGUUCGAUUUGUUAGUGUGUAAUAGGAGAGAGCUGGCCAUCUAGGCUUCUGUUCAGCGAACGAUUCAUUAAUUUACAGGUGGUUCUGUAUUUGACGAGUUUAAAACUUCAUUUCUGUAUGGAAACAUAUAAUAUGUUCGGUUUUCUA